UCGAGAUUUUUUUUUUUUUUUUUUUUUCUGUUUGGGAGUCAUCCUCCCCACAAUUAAGCUCCUCAAUCAUAGGGGAUUUAACAGCGUACCGCCACCAUGUCUGAGGAACUCUUGGGUCUGAGAUAAACGUCGGGCAGCAGCUACUGAGUCAUCACUGCUUGAGAAUUACCAUAACUGAGGAACGAUGAAAUCCUCCUUCCCACGUAAUUACUAUAAAUAAAAAGUUUCCUUUUCUUCUGGGAGAGUGGAGGAAGCAUUUAUUUAACGGCACACUCGAACACUUGUUCCCCCGAGUUCGACAUUCGCAAUUUGCAGCUCUCCUUGCUCACGCUUGAGAUUCUAGUGAAAUGGAUGGACCUGCUGUUCAUGGGAGUGGUAGUGCAGAUUCAUUCUUUCGUAACUAUAAGCUUGGAAAAACUCUUGGAAUUGGUUCUUUUGGGAAAGUGAAAAUUGCUGAGCAUGCAUUAACAGGGCACAAAGUUGCUGUGAAGAUUCUUAACCGCAAGAAGAUAAAGAACAUGGAAAUGGAAGAAAAAGUUAGAAGAGAGAUCAUGAUAUUGAGACUGUUUAUGCACCCUCAUAUCAUUCGCCUUUAUGAGGUUAUAGAGACCCCAACAGAUAUUUUUGUUGUGAUGGAGUAUGUCAAAUCUGGUGAGCUUUUUGAUCACAUUGUUGAAAAGGGUAGGUUGCAGGAGGAUGAAGCUCGAAGAUUUUUUCAGCAGAUAAUUUCUGGGGUGGAGUACUGCCACAGAAAUAUGGUGGCUCAUCGGGAUCUUAAGCCUGAAAAUUUGCUUCUGGAUUCCAACAAAAAUGUGAAGAUUGCUGAUUUCGGCUUAAGCAAUGUCAUGCACGAUGGUCAUUUUCUGAAGACCAGUUGUGGAAGUCCAAACUAUGCUGCUCCAGAGGUUAUAUCAGGGAAAUUAUAUUCUGGGCCCGAGGUAGAUGUAUGGAGCUGUGGUGUUAUUCUAUAUGCACUUCUCUGUGGAACCCUGCCAUUUGAUGAUGAAAAUAUUCCUAACCUCUUUAAGAAAAUAAAGGGUGGAAUAUACACUCUUCCCAGCCAUUUGUCUCCUGGUGCAAGAGAUUUGAUUCCAAGGAUGCUAAUAGUUGACCCUAUUAAGCGAAUCACCAUUCCUGAUAUACGAUUACACCCUUGGUUCCAAGCUCAUUUGCCACGCUAUUUGGCUGUGCCUCCACCAGAUACAAGCCAACAAGCUAAAAAGAUCGAUGAAGAGAUUCUGCUUGAAGUGGUUAAAAAGGGAUUUGACAGGGAAAGCCUCAUUGAUUCUCUCUGCAAGAGGGUCCAAAAUGAGGGAACUGUUACAUACUAUUUGCUGUUAGACAAUCGUUUCCGUGCUUCCAGUGGUUACCUUGGAGCUGAAUUUGAGGAGUCAAUGGAAACGGGAUUUAACCAAAUGCAAUCAAAUGAAGCUGUAGCUUCACCACGCAUAACAGGAAUUAUGGAUUACCAACAGAUUGGUUUGAGACAGUGUCUGUAUGACAGAAAGUGGGCUCUGGGACUUCAGUCUCGAGCACAUCCUCGUGAGGUUAUGACUGAAGUUCUAAGAGCGCUGCAAGAACUUAAUGUGUGUUGGAAAAGGAUUGGGCACUACAACAUGAAAUGCAGGUGGAGUCCUGGGAUUCCUGGUCAACAUGAAGUGAUGAUCAACAACUCUAUGCACAGUAAUCAUUAUUUUGGAGAUGAUUCUUGUGUCAGAGAAAAUGAAGGCGUUGCUAGGGUACCAGCUGUGGUCAAAUUUGAGAUUCAGCUUUACAAGACUCGUGAGGACAAGUACCUACUUGACCUACAGAGGGUUCAAGGUCCCCAGCUACUCUUUCUGGAUCUUUGUGCAGCUUUCCUUACUCAGCUUCGGGUCCUCUGAAUUUGAAAAAAUCCGUCCUAAAGAUCUCUAGACGCUUGUGAAGAAAGUUGAUGUACAUAAAAUUUAGCUACAGCAGCUGAAGUGGGCACAAUGUUUUUAUCCUAACGUCACAGUAGUUGUUCAUCCUUUUCUCUCAAAUGUGAAUGGUCAUGCACAGCCUGUGUUUUUGUGGACGCACUAGGACCUUCGGCCUCUUGCACAACCUCUUUAGUUUUUAUUUUCCCUUUCUAAUUUGUCACGAUGAACCAGUUUAUAUAAUUAGGUUAUUUGAUGUGCAGAGGCAGAUAUUGGAUAAAUAUUGAUAUGAUUUAAAAUUUCGUCAGCCUUAUGCUUCGGUUUUCACC
Molecule: messenger RNA, 2227 nt
Organism: Coffea eugenioides
Lineage: Eukaryota; Viridiplantae; Streptophyta; Magnoliopsida; Gentianales; Rubiaceae
Product: SNF1-related protein kinase catalytic subunit alpha KIN10-like
Exons: 11
Coding region: 348-1883 (511 amino acids)
Biological process (GO): protein phosphorylation; intracellular signal transduction
Cellular component (GO): cytoplasm
Molecular function (GO): protein serine/threonine kinase activity; ATP binding
Source: RefSeq, a predicted model, not a curated record